ACUGACGGACGGGCGGACUGACGGACGGACCGGCCCCCUCUCCCCCCCUCCGCCACGCACGGCCCGUCCCGCGCCACGGCCGCUGCGUGCAGGAGCGCGGCCCCCCUCGCCGCCCCCCUCCUCCUGAGCUCCCCCGGGCCGCAGCGCUCCGCCUCCGAGCCUCCGCCCCGUCCGCGCGCGGCGCUCCGGCCCGAGGAAGGGGAAGGAGCAGGCCGGCAGCCACCUGGCUCCUAGCGGGCGGUAGGCCCGGGCCGGCCAGGUGCAGCCGCCGGGAGGCGAGCCCCGGGGGAGGAGCCUGAGCGGCGGCGCGGCGCGGCGGCGGCGGAGGAGGAGGAGGAGGACCUGAGAUGCUGCAAGCCCUCCCGCCUCCGCCGCGGCCGCUACGCCUGGGGAAAAAGCGUGCCUCCGUCCUCCGCGGGCUUCUCCUCGGGAAGCCGAGCGGGCACUGACUCCCCGGCGCGCGCGGGAGCGGGAGCAGCGAGUCCCCAUCUCCUCCUCCGCGGCGCGGGGACCCCCGGGGCGGGCGCCCCUCGGCGUCCGCACGCACGGCUUCGCUGCCCUGCACAGCAGAUACCGUGUGUACGGCUGCGUUCUGCGGGAGAUCGCUGGCCGGGCCGACGAGUAAGUCUCCUGGAAAAUACGUGUCCGGCGUCCGUGAGGUUAACGCUGUACUCAUCUUCAAAUCAUGGAAUCCAUAUCAAUGAUGGGAAGUCCUAAGAGUCUUAAUGACACAUUUUUACCCAAUGGCAUAAAUGGUAUCAAAGAUGCGAGUAAGGUUACCAUAGGUAUAAUUGGAAGUGGAGAUUUUGCCAAGUCUCUGACCAUUCGACUGAUCCGCUGUGGGUAUCAUGUAGUCAUAGGGAGCAGAAACCCCAAAUUCGCCUCAGAAUUCUUCCCGCAUGUGGUUGACGUUACCCAUCAUGAAGAUGCUCUCACAAAAACAAAUAUUAUUUUUAUUGCAAUACACAGAGAACAUUAUACCUCUUUGUGGGACCUUCGGCAUCUCCUUGUGGGUAAAAUCCUGAUUGAUGUCAGCAAUAACAUGAGGGUAAACCAGUACCCAGAGUCCAAUGCAGAGUAUUUGGCUUCCCUGUUCCCCGAUUCCUUCAUCGUGAAAGGAUUUAACGUGGUCUCAGCUUGGGCCCUCCAGUUGGGGCCCAAGGAUGCCAGCAGGCAGGUCUAUGUAUGUAGCAAUAAUAUUCAAGCUCGACAUCAAGUUAUUGAACUGGCUCGUCAACUGAACUUCAUUCCUAUUGACUUGGGAUCAUUAUCAUCAGCCAGGGAGAUUGAGAACUUACCCUUGCGACUGUUCACCCUGUGGAGAGGACCAGUAGUAGUUGCGAUAAGCCUGGCCACUUUUUUCUUCCUUUAUUCCUUUGUCAGAGAUGUGAUCCAUCCAUAUGCAAGAAACCAGCAGAGUGACUUCUACAAGAUUCCUAUUGAAAUUGUGAACAAGACGCUACCCAUUGUGGCCAUCACUUUGCUCUCUCUGGUUUACCUAGCAGGCCUCUUGGCUGCUGCUUAUCAGCUAUAUUAUGGCACCAAAUAUAGACGAUUUCCUCCAUGGCUAGAGACUUGGUUACAGUGCAGAAAACAGCUUGGGUUACUGAGCUUUUUCUUUGCUGCUGUCCAUGUUGCUUAUAGUCUCUGUUUACCAAUGAGAAGAUCAGAGCGAUACUUAUUUCUCAACAUGGCUUAUCAGCAGGUUCAUGCAAAUAUUGAAAACUCCUGGAAUGAAGAGGAAGUGUGGAGAAUUGAAAUGUAUAUCUCUUUUGGAAUAAUGAGUCUCGGCUUACUUUCAUUACUAGCAGUAACUUCUAUACCUUCAGUGAGCAAUGCCUUAAAUUGGAGAGAGUUCAGCUUUAUCCAGUCUACACUUGGCUACGUGGCCCUGCUCAUCAGUACUUUCCAUGUUCUAAUUUACGGGUGGAAGAGAGCUUUUGAAGAAGAGUACUACAGGUUCUAUACACCACCAAAUUUUGUUCUUGCACUUGUUUUGCCCUCUAUUGUCAUUCUGGGGAAAAUCAUUUUACUUUUUCCAUGUAUAAGCAGGAAACUGAAAAGAAUUAAAAAAGGCUGGGAAAAGAGCCAGUUUAUAGAAGUAGCCAGUGGAAUAAUUCCACAUCUUUCACCAGAAAGAGUUACAGUAAUGUGAUGCUAAAUGGUACUACAUAGUGUCAUGUAGAAUUCUACUUGAGUUACCAUUUCUCGUAUAACCUCUCUUUUCAGAAGUUUGUCUAACUGGACUACAAAACUUGUGAGAUUUAAUCAAGAAGGUCAAUUGGUACUAGUUAUUUUAAAAUUAAUUUUCAUAAAGCCAUGUUAGGCAAUUUGAAAUUUUUUAGGGAGUCAACCUUAUUUGUCAGAAUUUUAAGUGCUCUUUUGCAUAGCUGUAAUCACUAUUACUGUUGCUUUAUCAAAUCUCUAUUUUGUAAUCCAAGAUAUAUGCUAUUUACAUAUAGUAUUGCCAAUAUAUUUAUCAGUGUUUCCAAAAACAUCUUUUUUCAAGCAACUAGCAUAUAAAAUUUUUAACAUAGCUCAUUAUGCAUAUACAUUUUAUUUCCAACUCAACAAAAUUUGUUCAUUAUAAAGCAUCUGUGAUUAGAAUUUAAAAUAACAUAGGGGAACAAAAUUUAAUUGAUUUACUAAAGAAGAAAAAUUACAUGGGAACUGGACAGAGUUGCGGGGUAACUAUCUCUAAUGCUCACCAACACCACACUAGAACAUUUAGGAAAAAUACAUAUGUGGAUGUAAUAAUUCCUUCUAAAAGAAAAAUUAAGCAAUUCCAUGAAAACAUACAUUAAGGAUGUAGAUUGACAAAAAUAUUUACAUAUGCAUUUAAGUACUACAAUCAUGUAAUAAAAAUAUCCACCUCAUGAUUAUAU
Sarcophilus harrisii (Tasmanian devil) is the source of this 2885-nucleotide messenger RNA. RefSeq names its product STEAP2 metalloreductase (gene STEAP2). NCBI's taxonomy places the organism in Eukaryota, Metazoa, Chordata, Mammalia, Dasyuromorphia, Dasyuridae. The record is from RefSeq and is a predicted model, not a curated record. The transcript is spliced from 5 exons. Gene Ontology annotation, biological process: copper ion import. Gene Ontology annotation, cellular component: plasma membrane; endosome. Gene Ontology annotation, molecular function: cupric reductase (NADH) activity; ferric-chelate reductase (NADPH) activity. Bases 686 to 2155 code for a protein of 489 amino acids.